UGCACUGAGAGGCAGGGGCCUUGAGGGCCGGCCCUGGAUCCUGACUGCCCUUCUGCCAGGAAGACACAUGCAGCCAAAGAUGAAUUCGGGAAAAGUAGCGGCUUGCUCCUUUAACCAUGGAAAAGCAGGGCUACGGUGAGAUGGAAAUUAUCCCGUCAGAGUCUCAGUCCCACAUUAACUUGUUGAAAAUCAACCGGGAGCUUCUGGUCACUCACAUCCGCAACACUCAGUGUCUGGUGGACAACUUGCUGAAGAAUGACUACUUCUCGGCCGAGGACGCAGAGAUCGUGGGUGCCUGCCCCACGCUGCCCGACAAGGUCCGCAAAAUUCUGGACCUGGUACAGAGCAAGGGCGAGGAGGUGUCCGAGUUCUUCCUGUACGUGCUGCAGCAACUCGCAGAUGCAUAUGUGGACCUCAGGCCUUGGCUGUCGGAGAUCGGCUUCUCCCCUUCCGAGCUCAUUCAGAGCAAAGCUGUUGUCAACACCGACCCAGUGAGCAGGUACACCCAGAAGCUUCGACACCAACUGGGCCGCGACUCCAGGUUCAUCCUGUGCUACGCCCAGAAGGAGGAGCUGCUGCUGGAGGAGAUGUACACGGACACCAUCAUGGAGCUGGUUGGCUUCUGCAACGAGAGCCUGGGCAGGCUGGGCAGCCUGGCCUGCCUCCUGGACCACACCACGGGAAUCCUCAAUGAGCAGGGCGAGACCAUCUUUGUCUUUGGCGACGCCGGCGUGGGCAAGUCCAUGCUGCUGCAGCGGCUGCAGGGCCUCUGGGCCACCGGCCAGCUGGACGCGGGGUUCAAGUUCUUCUUCCACUUCCGCUGCCGCAUGUUCAGCUGCUUCAAGGAGAGCGACACACUGUGUCUGCAGGACCUGCUCUUCAAGCAUUACUGCUACCCGGAGCAGGACCCCGAGGAGGUGUUCGCCUUCCUGCUGCGCUUUCCCCACACGGCCCUCUUCACCUUCGACGGCCUGGACGAGCUCCACUCAGACUUUGACCUGAGCAGCGUGCCUGACUCCUCCUCCCCCUGGGCGCCUGCCCACCCCCUGGUCCUGCUGGCCAGCUUGCUCAGUGGGAAGCUGCUCAAGGGGGCCAGCAAGCUGCUCACGGCCCGCACGGGCAUCGAGAUCCCGCGCCAGCUCCUUCGGAAGAAGGUGCUUCUGCUGGGCUUCUCCCCCAGCCACCUGCGGGCCUACGCCAAGAGGAUGUUCCCCGACCGGGCCAUGCAGGACCACCUGUUGGAACAGCUGGAAGCCAACCCCAACCUCUGCAGCCUGUGCGCCGUGCCCCUCUUUUGCUGGAUCAUCUUCCGGUGUUUCCAGCACUUCCACAGUGCCUUCGACAGCUCCCUGCAGCUGCCUGACUGCACGGUGACGCUGACGGACAUCUUCCUGCUGGUCACUGAGGUCCACCUGAACCGGACACAGCCCACCAGCCUGGUGCAGCGGAACACGCGGAGCCAGUCAGAGGCCUUCCACGCUGGCCGGGGCACCCUGCACUCGCUGGGGCAAGUGGCCCACUGGGGCAUGGAGAAGAACCUCUUUGUCUUCAGCCAGGAGGAGGUGCAGGCCUCCGAAAUGCAGGAGGGAGACCUGCAGCUGGGCUUCCUGCGGGCGGUGCCAGAGCUGGGCCUCGGAGGCGACCGGCAGUCCUACGAGUUUUUCCACAUCACCCUCCAGUCCUUCUUUACUGCCUUCUUUCUCGUGGUGGACGACAGGGUGGGCACUCGGGAGCUGCUCAGGUUCUUCCAGGAGUGGGCGCCUCCUGGGGAGGCAGCAGCGUCCUGCUACACCCCCUUCCUCCCUUUCCAGUGCCUGGGGGGUAGCGGCUUGGUGGGGGAAGACCCCUUCAAGAACAAGGACCACUUUCACUUCACCAACCUCUUCCUGUGCGGGCUGUUGUCCAAAGCCAAACAGAAGCUCCUGCGGCACCUGGUGCCCACCGCCGUCCUGCGGAGAAAGCGCAAGGCCCUGUGCGCACACCUGUUCGCCAGCCUGCGGUCCCACCUGAAGAACCUGCCCCGCCUUCAGAGUGGGGGCUUCAACCAGGUGCAGGCCAUGCCCACCUUCAUCUGGAUGCUGCGCUGCAUCUAUGAGACGCAGAGCGAGAAGGUGGGGCGGCUGGCGGCCAGGGGCAUCUGUGCCAACUACCUCAAGCUGACCUACUGCAACGCCUGCUCGGCCGACUGCAGCGCCCUCUCCUUUGUCCUGCACCACUUCCGCAAGCGGCUGGCCCUCGACCUGGACAACAACAAUCUCAACGACUACGGCGUGCGGGAACUGCAGCCCUGCUUCAGCCGUCUCACCAUCCUCAGACUCAGCGUAAACCAGAUCACUGACAGUGGAGUAAAGGUGCUACAGGAAGAGCUGACCAAAUACAAAAUUUUGACGUAUUUAGGCUUAUACAAAAACCAGAUCACGGAUGUGGGAGCCAGGUACAUCGCCAGAAUCCUGGAUGAAUGCAAAGGCCUCAUGUACCUUAAACUGGGAGAAAACAAAAUAACGAGCGAAGGGGGAAAGUGUCUCGCGCUGGCUGUGAAGAACAGCAAAUCCAUCUUUGAAGUGGGGAUGUGGGGCAACAGAAUUGGUGAUGAAGGAGCAAAGGCCUUCGCGGAGGCUCUGAGGAACCACCCCAGCUUGACCAACCUGAGUCUUGCAUUCAACGGCAUCUCUACAGAAGGAGGAAAGAGCCUCGCGUGGGCCCUGCAGCAGAACGCGUCUCUGAGAAUAUUCUGGCUCACCAAAAAUGAACUCAAUGAUGAAGUGGCAGAGAGCUUGGCAGAGAUGUUGCAAGUCAACCAGACACUGAAACAUUUAUGGCUUAUCCAGAACCAGAUCACAGCCAAGGGAGUUGCCCAGCUGGCGGAUGCAUUACAGAAGAACACUGGCAUAAUGGAGAUUUGCCUAAAUGGAAACUUGAUAAAGCCAGAAGAAGCCAAAGUCUUUGAAGAUGAGAAACGGAUUGUCUGUUUCUGAGAGGAUGUUGUCCUGUUCGUGGGUCUCGGCCCUGGGAGGCUCCCUGGCAGCAGACUCCACUAUGCAAUCACCUGUCUUGGCUGUCUGAAAGGGCUCUGCUGA
Messenger RNA from Ceratotherium simum simum (southern white rhinoceros), 3077 nucleotides. Lineage: Eukaryota; Metazoa; Chordata; Mammalia; Perissodactyla; Rhinocerotidae. The record is from RefSeq and is a predicted model, not a curated record.